GAAUUGUGUUUUUUUUUUAGGGAAAACAGCUGAUACCAACGUUUUGUAAACACCCAUACGUUCUGCGAAUAACUGUGCGUCUGAUAUACUAUAAAUGUUUUACACGUCAAAUGCAACGUAACGAUGAUUUCGGAAAUAUCCGCAUCGUAUGACAUUUCUCUUUGUCAUCAUUGCAAUGGGCUAUUUUUGGAACAAAUUAUUUAGAAAUCGUUCAACUCGGUAAUCAAACAGCUGAUGUUCUAAGGAAUUUUUUUUAAAUUUAGAACAAAACACGAGACUCAUGUCGAGAAUUCACUGCACAUUGUAAUUUGAGUUAAAACAGUCUAUUUGGUUGAUGUCUUUCAUCAAUAUUCUAGUCACAACCUACUCAGGAAAUGGCCUGAUGAUAAAAAUUUGGGAAUUCCCUAUAAAUUCGAGCCUCACGCACCAAAGUUCGUUAGUACAUGUUUUCGAGUGCAACGUUUUUGUUUCCGUUUCGACGUGAAAAAUGUUCCAAGUGUUUAUUUGCUUGUUUGUUCUGAGUGCGAUUGUGAGCGCCAGUGACAGUCAAACGGACUUUAGCGGACGUAGCAGCCAAACGGAGCGUGACUAUUUCGAAAAUGAGUUUACAUUGGGCGAUGAACGUGAAAAUGAUCGAAAUGCAAUGAAAUCGGCUGCAAGUAAGUGGCCACACGGUAUAAUCCCAUAUCGAUUCGAUGAGAACUAUAUUGAAAAGGACAGAGCGUGCAUUUUGCAUGCCAUGGAAGUAUUUCGCAAAGAGACAUGCAUAAAAUUCCUAUUUAAACGUAGCAAUCAAACAGAGUAUAUACAAUUCAAGAAAUCCGAUUCGGGUUGCGGCACAUUAGUUGGCUACAAAGGCGAACAAUCCAAUCCGAUUGAUGUAUUUCUUUCCGAGAAAUGUUUAAGUUCACCCGGAGCCAUUCAACAUGAACUGUUGCACAUUAUGGGACUGUGGCAUGAGCAAUCAAGACCUGACCGUGAUGAAUACGUCGACAUCAUCUUCGAUAACAUUCAACCGAAUCAUCAACACAACUUCGCAAAAAAGGAUAGUGAUUUAGUGGAAACAUUCAAUUUGCCAUACGACUAUGACAGUCUGAUGCAUUAUCCAAAUAACGCAUUCGCCAAACCGGGAACAAAUGUCACCAUUGUUGCAAAAAACGAUCCGAAUCGUAAACUAGGCCAAAUCAACGGCCCGAGUAGAUAUGAUCUUGAAAAAGUUCGACGAAUGUACGAUUGCCGAUGAAAUUUUCAAACAAAAAAUUUUGAAAAAAACAUGACUUGCAUUGUAUUAUGUAAUUAAUCCGCAAAAUACAAUCGUCAAGCGAUGCCGGCACAAAGAUAACCAAUACUAAACAACGUGCGUUACGCCUUGCACAUUGCAUAUAAGAAGAUAUAUAUUUUGUAUACGUAUACAUACCAUAGAAUGUAUUAUCUAUGUAGUAGUCAAAGCGCCAAUGUUUCAUUUGAAUUUGAUACCAAAAAAAUGCAUUUUCCGUGAUCUGAAUAAAAAAUGAGGUUCAUUACCAUUGAA
This is a messenger RNA of Sitodiplosis mosellana (orange wheat blossom midge), 1531 nucleotides long. RefSeq names its product zinc metalloproteinase nas-14-like. Gene Ontology annotation, biological process: proteolysis. NCBI's taxonomy places the organism in Eukaryota, Metazoa, Arthropoda, Insecta, Diptera, Cecidomyiidae. The transcript has 4 exons. The coding region runs from base 488 to 1243 and encodes 251 amino acids. Gene Ontology annotation, molecular function: zinc ion binding; metalloendopeptidase activity. The record is from RefSeq and is a predicted model, not a curated record.